This is a messenger RNA of Penicillium macrosclerotiorum, 357 nucleotides long. RefSeq lists its product as uncharacterized. The record is from RefSeq and is a predicted model, not a curated record. Lineage: Eukaryota; Fungi; Ascomycota; Eurotiomycetes; Eurotiales; Aspergillaceae. The coding region runs from base 1 to 357 and encodes 118 amino acids. The transcript is spliced from 2 exons.
AUGCUCGACGCAAUUGUCGACGAUACGAUUGGGAGAUGCGUUGUUAUGCAUUGCGUAUGUUGCCUGCGGCUGUUGGCCCAACCCUCAGCUUCAAACCCGAGAAUCAUCUCAACGGGCCUGAACAUCAUAACCAUCCAUCACCCUCCUUCCCACGACAAGACCCUUCUCCCUACCCUCCUCCCUAUUCUUGGGACUCUCCCUAGGUUGCGGAAAUUCUCACACGCCUUUCUCGAUUCCGCACCUGCUCUCGCCGAGCGCUCCACCUGGCCUUCUCAACAGCUCCUGGAGGUUGGCCGCCUCAACGUCUACUUCCUGGUUGUGCAGUCCCGAUUCUCAAGGGUGCAACCAGAAAAGUGA